UAUUUAUUUAGCAAAAGAACGCAUAUUAAAAGUGUUUAACAUUGUUCAUAUUUAAAUACAGAAAGAUAAUUGCUUAAAUAUUGACUCAUUUACAUUAUGGUGUCUUCUCAAUCAAAUUGGGAAAGUUUCUUUCGUGAGGCUGGAAUACCACGAAAAAUUGCGGAAAACUAUGCAACAAUAUUCUAUGACAAUAGAAUGCGCCUUGAUAUGUUGAGUGCAUUAGACAAGGAUGUACUUCGUGACCUUGGAAUUAAAGCUGUUGGUGAUUCUAUUGCCAUUCUACGUUAUGCUAGAUCAAAACAAACAGAGAUGUCUCGAUACCAUUCACCUUCUCCAGAAGUUGCUAUCAAAACAAAAUUAGUUCCCAAAAAAAAAGAUGCAAGUUUAGUAGCAAACAGUACCACGAGUAUCCCAAAUGUUUCAUCUUCCUCUUUGGUUAGUUCUGUAUCAUCAGCAAAUCAGAGAUCAAACGAUGUUGUUGACGUUAAGGAGAGAGUUUCUUCCAAGCAAGAAAGUUCUUCUAAAGUCAGCUCGAUUACUAAAUCAAAAACCAGUAGAAAAACAUUGUCAGAUAGAUUCUCUGAAUAUGAAUCAAGCACAAAAAAGAAAAAGGAGGAAGAAGAAGAAAAUGAGAAAAAAAGACUCGAAGAAGCAGCAACAUUAAAACAAAAGACUAAAGGCACAGUUUUUACAAUUCAGCUUCCUUCAAAAAUAACUUCAAAAUACCCUAAAGAAUCUAAAAAAGUAACAGAGAACAGAGUAACAGAGUCUAAAAAAGUAACAGAGUCUGCACAGAAAAUAGUGACACUUAUUCCAGCUCAAGGAAAGACUUUGGACCGCAAAAAGCAAUCAACUUCAAUAUUUGAUCGUCUUGAAAAACCGCCUAUUUUAGUACAGGCUCAGCAACCUACAACAAAUAAAUCCGCUGUUUUCAAUCGCCUCGGUUCAACGAACAAUGAUUUUUCGACAUCGGCCUCUGUCGAGGCUUCGUCAAGUCGUGUUUUAAAAAAAUCUUUGACCGUUGCUCCAACUAAAUUGAUACAUUCUGUUGAAUCGGGAAGCGUUUUUGAUCGACUCGGGAAGAGAUAGAAAAUUUUUUUUUAUUUAGCAUAAUAUGAGAUAUUAAAUUUCCUUGAAUUUCCAGUCUUUCUCGUCAUUUAAUUAUACGCAAUUUAUAAUUUAUAAUUAAGGCGAGAAAGAUGAGCAUUUAAAGUUUUUAACAGACUUGUGUUGAAUAAUUUAAUGUUGAGAUUUUUAA
Messenger RNA from Hydra vulgaris (swiftwater hydra), 1258 nucleotides. RefSeq lists its product as uncharacterized. Gene Ontology annotation, cellular component: nucleus. Lineage: Eukaryota; Metazoa; Cnidaria; Hydrozoa; Anthoathecata; Hydridae. The record is from RefSeq and is a predicted model, not a curated record.